AUGUCGAAUGAACUCCCCGUUACUGAGAAGCCGGGGGCGCCCGGUUUCUCUCUUCAUCCCGGAUUUUACAUUCUAAACUGGAUGUUCUUUUCAAAUAUGACAAUUCUGUUUAACAAGUGGCUGAUUGACACCGCGGGAUUCAGAUAUCCCGUCCUGCUAACAUGUUGGCACCUGGUCUUCGCGACAAUCGCAACCCAAAUCCUCUCGCGGACCACCUCCCUCGUCGACGGCCGCAAGAAAGUCAAAAUGACUGGCCGCGUCUACCUCCGCGCCGUCGUCCCCAUCGGCGUCCUCUACUCGGGCUCACUCGUAUGCAGCAACCUCGUGUACCUCUACCUCAAUGUAGCCUUCAUCCAGAUGCUCAAGGCGUCGGGCCCCAUCGCCGUGCUCUUCGUCAGCUGGCUCUGGGGAGUCGCGCACCCCAGCUUCGAGAAUAUCGUUAACAUUGUCGGUAUCGCUGUUGGUGUGGCCCUCGCUAGCGCCGGCGAGAUUGAGUUUUCGUGGAUCGGGUUUAUGUUCCAGUUCGCCGCUGUUAUCUUCGAGGCUAUGCGACUUGUCAUGAUCCAGAUUCUUCUGUCGGGAGAUGAUAUGAAGAUGGAUCCACUUGUCAGUCUUUACUACUACGCUCCUGUUUGCGCCGUCAUGAACUUCAUCGUCUGUCUUUUCACGGAGUUCCCGUCGUUCCAGGUGGCGGACCUUGUGCAGACGGGCCCCUUCAUGCUUAUCCUUAAUGCGGGUGUUGCGUUUAUGCUCAACGUCGCUAGCGUCUUCUUGAUCGGCAAGACCUCCUCGCUCGUUCUCACCCUCGCCGGCAUCUUCAAAGCCAUCCUCCUCGUCAUCGCCUCCGUCAUAAUCUGGAACACCACCAUCACCUUCCUCCAAUUCUUCGGCUACUCCAUCGCCCUCUUCGGCCUCGUGUACUACUCCCUCGGCUGGACGCAGAUCAAGAACCUCUCGGCCGCCACCUCCACCUGGGUCUCGGGCGCCUACGCUAGCGGCUUCAGCGACACUCGCGGCACCCCGCGAGUCAAGCGUUACGUGACCAUCGGCCUUGCCGUUUUCAUCGGCUUCAUGCUCCUCGUCGGGCUCACGAGGGGGUCGUCCGGCUCGACUACGCCUAUGCGGUCGCCCGAUUCGGAGGGUUGGGGGUUUGGUUGGAUGUCUAACCUUGGGUGGGGUCAGUGA
This is a messenger RNA of Scedosporium apiospermum, 1185 nucleotides long. RefSeq lists its product as uncharacterized. Gene Ontology annotation, molecular function: antiporter activity. Bases 1 to 1185 code for a protein of 394 amino acids. Lineage: Eukaryota; Fungi; Ascomycota; Sordariomycetes; Microascales; Microascaceae. The transcript is spliced from 5 exons. Gene Ontology annotation, cellular component: Golgi apparatus; endosome; trans-Golgi network. The record is from RefSeq and is a predicted model, not a curated record.